AUGAAUAAUAAUAAUAAUGAUGAUGAUGAUAAUCUUCAACCAGCACAAAUUCGUCCAUUAGCUGGAACUACACGUCUUCGUUUAUGUGCUGGUCAAGUUUGUGUUAGUGUUGCUUCAUGUGUAAAAGAAUUAAUUGAAAAUAGUCUUGAUGCACAUAGUACACGUUUACAAUUAACAUUUAUUGCACAUGGUGCUGAUCUAAUUGAACUUAUUGAUAAUGGUGAUGGUAUUGCUGAACAUGACUUUGAAAAAAUAGGACUUCGAUAUCAUACAUCAAAAUUAAGUCAAUAUGAAGAUCUUGAACAUGUUAAUACAUAUGGUUUUCGUGGUGAAGCUUUAUCAUCAAUUUGUAUUUAUGCUGAUGUUACAAUUAUUACACGUCAUGCAUCAGCAUCUAUAGGAACAAAAUUAGUAUUUGAUGGUGAAGGUCAAGUUAUUUCACGUACACCUUUUCCUCGAGAAAUUGGUACAACAGUAUCAGUUCGUUCAUUAUUUAAUCGUUUUCCUGUUCGUCGUACUGAAUUACGUGCACAUUCAAAACGAGAAUUUUCACAAGCAUUAAAUAUUAUACAAUCAUUUGCAAUUAUAUCACGACAAAUUCAAUUUUUUCAAAUCUUAUCAUCAUCAGAUAAUCAUCCACCAACACAUCCAUUAUUAACAUUAACUCCAUCAAAUUCAUUAAAAGAUACAUUAGCACAAAUAUUUGGACAAAAAAUACUUGAAACUAUUAUACCUAUUAUUGAUAAUGAAAAUGAUCAAAAUAGAGAAUUUAAAUUCGAUGGUUUUAUAUCUCGACCUCAACAUGGUUCUGGUCGUUCAUCAACUGAUCGACAAUAUGUUUAUGUAAAUAAUCGACCUAUUGAUUGUGCACCUUUAUUACGAACAAUAAAUGAUGUAUAUCGACAAUUUAAUCCAAAUCAAUAUCCACUUAUUGUAUUAAGUAUUGAAGUACUCGAUCGAAGUACACUUGAUGUUAAUUGUACACCAGAUAAACGAACUGUUUUUAUUGAACAUUUAUCAAAUAUGUGUGAUCAAAUUCGAAAUAUUCUUAAUAAAUUAUUUGAAACAAGUAGUAAUGUUUAUGUUGUAUCAAAUAAAAGACAACAAGAAACAAUAGAAAAUAAUGAUAUUCCAACACCACCUAUAAAACAAAUAAAAAUUGAACGUUUUGUUAAAAAAACUUCACAAUCUUCUGAUAUUCCAAUUUUGACUACUAGUAAUCCUUUAUCGAAAUUUUCUGGUCCUUUUAAUAUGAUUCGUAGUGAAAAAUCAAGUCUAUCAUCAUCAAAUUUAUCAACACAAGAUCGAGCAUUAUUUACAUUUGCAUCACAUUCUAUUGUAAAAAAUAAUUCAUCAAACAUUUCGAAUAAGGAUGAAGAUGAAGAGGAAGAUGAUCCACAUGUUACUACUUUAGUGCAUGGUAGUCCAUCAAAAAAAGAUUUUCUCGAUAAAAUAAAACAACUUAAACAAAAUGAUAAAACAGAAGAAGACGAAAUUGAAAUAUCAGUUUCUACUGAUCAUGAUUUACAAAUGUAUACAUCAACACCAAUCGUUAAAGAAAAACCUAAGACAAUCGAACAAUCUGAAAGUAUUAAAGUUACAUCAUAUAAAUCAUGUGAAAUCAAAGUUAAAUUUAGUAUGAAUAAACUCAAAGAAAAAUAUCGAUUAAUGACUGAAAAAGAAGAUAUAUCAUCAACAAUAUCGGAUCAUCGUUUUAAUAUUCAUAUUGAAGAAGAUCAAAAUGAAGAAGCUGAAAAUGAAUUACGACGACAAAUUGAUAAAACUGAUUUUGAAAGAAUGCAUAUAAUUGGACAAUUUAAUCGUGGUUUUAUACUUGUUACACUUGUUGAUCAUUCAUCACAAUUAUUUAUUGUUGAUCAACAUGCAGCUGAUGAAAUAUAUAAUUUUCAUCGUCUUUAUGAACAAACAACUGUUAGUCGACAACCACUUCUUCAUCCAAAAUCCAUACCACUUGAUCCAUCUCGACAAGUUCUUCUUCAACAACAUUUAGAUUUAUUUAAUCGACUUGGAUUUGAUAUUGAAAUUGAUGAAAAUGAAACACGUAUUGAUCGUCGUUGUCGUGUUCUUUCUUAUCCAACAGUAUCUGGUGCUCAAUCAUGCGUAUUUGGUAUUGAUGAAAUUGAUGAAAUACUUUCACAUUUAAAUGAUACAAGUCAAAAAACAUGUCAAGAAGAACAACAUUAUGAAUCAUCUCGAUUACGAAAAGUAUUUGCAUCGAAAGCUUGUCGAAUGGCAAUUAUGAUUGGUACGGAUUUAACACGAAAACAAAUGAUAAAUGUUGUUCGACAUCUCGGUCAAUUAGCUAAACCAUGGAAUUGUCCUCAUGGACGACCUACAAUUCGACAUGUAUCGAAUCUUAAUGAAGCUACCAAUGGCUUUCUUACUGAUGAUUAUCAUUCCUUCUAA
This is a messenger RNA of Rotaria sp. Silwood1, 2427 nucleotides long. NCBI's taxonomy places the organism in Eukaryota, Metazoa, Rotifera, Eurotatoria, Philodinida, Philodinidae. The record is from the annotation of a GenBank genome assembly.